Molecule: messenger RNA, 996 nt
Organism: Helobdella robusta
Lineage: Eukaryota; Metazoa; Annelida; Clitellata; Rhynchobdellida; Glossiphoniidae
Exons: 10
Coding region: 1-996 (331 amino acids)
Molecular function (GO): FAD binding; D-amino-acid oxidase activity
Source: RefSeq, a predicted model, not a curated record
AUGAAGAUAGCAAUACUCGGGGCAGGUGUGGUCGGCUUAUCAACAGCUGUGCAGCUACGACAGCUGCUGCCGACAGCUGAGCUGGACUUGAUAGCUGAAAAGUUUUAUGACGAAACCACAAGCUACGGAGCUGCUGGGAUUUUUAGACCCACCCUUUCUAAAACUCCCGGUGUUGAGAUUGAGAGGAUCAAGAAAUGGUUGAAGGACUCGUGGAAACAUUACGAGGGAAUCUUUCAUGGCGAUGAAGCCAGGCUUGCUGGCGUGCAGCUCAUCUCCGGAUAUCAAUUUGUAAACAAUCCACAACCGAAUCCGCUGGAACGUGAUAUCGUCUUCUCAUACAGAGCUCUCACUGAUAAAGAAUUAAGCGCGUUCCCUGGAGAUCGUUUUAAGUACGGCUGGUUUGUUACUACACUGCUUAUUGAGCCGAGAAUUUACUUGAAGUACCUCACUGACAAAUUUACACAAUCUGGCGGUCGAACGAUUCGAAAAACUUUGGAAUCUUUUGAAGAGUUAUGUGGCAGGUAUGACCUGGUUAUAAAUUGCAUGGGUCUGGGUAGCAAAGAGUUACUCAAAGAUGAAGAACUUGUGCCGAAUCGAGGACACUUAGUUAAAGUGAAAUGUGAUUGGUUGAAGCAUUUCGUCUAUACUGGCGAUACCGGAACAUGUUACAUUUUACCAGGAAUAGAAGUUACGACGAUAGGCGGAACUAGAACGGACAACGACCUUGACCUUACCCCCAGAAAAGAAGAUACUGAAAGGAUAUUAAACGAGGCUUACAAAGUUCUGCCAUCAUUAAAGAAAGCGAAAAUAGUUAGCGAAUGGGUGGGUCUAAGGCCUCACAGGGCGCCAUUAAGAAUCGAAAGUGAAACCAUGGAAUUCCCUUCCGGCAAAAAAUUGCAGGUGGUACAUAAUUACGGGCACGGAGCAGAGGGUAUAAGUUUGAGUUGGGGCACAUCUGUUGAGGCUGUUGAACUUGCAAUGCGAUUGGUCAAAUAA